Amaranthus tricolor (Joseph's coat) is the source of this 1247-nucleotide messenger RNA. Its product is annotated as LOB domain-containing protein 38-like. The record is from RefSeq and is a predicted model, not a curated record. The transcript has 2 exons. Bases 185 to 904 code for a protein of 239 amino acids. NCBI's taxonomy places the organism in Eukaryota, Viridiplantae, Streptophyta, Magnoliopsida, Caryophyllales, Amaranthaceae. Gene Ontology annotation, biological process: regulation of gene expression.
CUCCUCACCCUAUUAUUCCUCCUUUUACACUCCUUUUCUCUCUCUGACCUCUUUCUUUUUGUCCAAGUUUUACAUUUCAAUAUCAUAUUGAUUCCCUUCUUCCCAUCCUCCAUUUCAGAACCUUCUCUUCUGGUAAAUUUGAUCUGAUUAUUCUCUCUUCAAUCCUCAUACAAAAUCAAAGAAAAUGAGUUGCAAUGGUUGCCGAGUUCUUCGAAAGGGUUGCAGUGAAUCAUGCAUCUUACGACCUUGUCUUCAAUGGAUCGAUACCCCUGAAUCUCAAGGUCACGCUACCGUUUUCGUCGCUAAAUUCUUCGGUCGUGCUGGUCUUAUGUCCUUCAUCUCUAAUGUCCCUGAUUCUCAACGACCUGCUUUAUUCCAGUCUCUUCUGUACGAAGCAUGCGGCCGCACUGUAAAUCCCGUUAGUGGCGCCGUAGGUUUACUAUGGACCGGUAACUGGCACGUCUGUCAAGCUGCCGUUGAAACUGUUCUCCGAGGUGGGACCCUCAGACCGAUAUCCGAGUUUCUUAUCGGAGCUCCAACAUCUCCUGUUCCGGCUACUACGGAUGCCGCCGAUGACAACUCCGAGAUUGUUUGUCCUUCUAGAACAAACAACGCCAACGCAUGGAAGAAACAGAUUAGUGCAAGUGUAACCAUGAUUCAACAACAGUAUCAAAAGAAUUCACAAUUCUCUGCUCCUAGAUUUACAAACAGCAAGCGACGUAAACAGGAAGAUGACUGUCACGUGACACAGCUUGAUCUUAGUCUUACACCGCCACCUUUUCUUCACACGCCGCCGUCUCAACGGCCUGGAACGCCGUCGCUGAAUUCUGAAGAAUCGGCUACAACUGUUAGUUUUGAAAGUGAUAAUUAUUAUCAACCUAAAACGUUGAAUUUGUUCGUUUAAUGGUUGAUUCGCGGUAAAACGCAGAGUUUUGUGUUAUCAACCUAACUUAGAUCUAUUAGAUUGGAAAUUUUGUGCUUUUUUAAGAUGUUGAAAUAUGUGGGGGUAUUUUUGGAAAUAGAAUUAAAUUGGGAGAGUAUUGUAAAUGACCGGCAGCAAAGAUUUCUGACCCUAAACGCGAGGAAAGGAAGAUGAAUGCUGUUAGGCGGCGUCUAUUUUUGUUUGCUUUUUUAAAUUUGAUUAUCUUUCUUUGAGGUUUUUCAUUGGUUCGUCACUCUUUUUAUCUGUGACUAUGACUACGUGUAAGGCUAUAUCAGUAAUAAUAAUUCUCUGCUUUUGUUUACAA